Messenger RNA from Exophiala dermatitidis NIH/UT8656, 1344 nucleotides. RefSeq lists its product as uncharacterized. Lineage: Eukaryota; Fungi; Ascomycota; Eurotiomycetes; Chaetothyriales; Herpotrichiellaceae. The transcript has 7 exons. Gene Ontology annotation, molecular function: double-stranded DNA binding; ATP-dependent polydeoxyribonucleotide 5'-hydroxyl-kinase activity; polynucleotide 3'-phosphatase activity. The record is from RefSeq and is a predicted model, not a curated record. Bases 1 to 1344 code for a protein of 447 amino acids. Gene Ontology annotation, biological process: DNA repair.
AUGAAACGAUCGGCUCCCCCACCAGAACGUCCCAUAUCUCCGCCGGCAGUGAAACGAAAGUUCGAAUCCACCACCACUAACAAGGCUGUUGCAAGUUUCUUCAAACCUGCUUCACAAAAGGAGCCCGAGAAGUUGGUGUGGCGGACAGUCGAGAAGACCCUCAUCGUAGGCCGCUAUGAUGCGUCCAGUGUUCCUCCUCAGACUCGUACAUUGCCCGUCAAGAUUGCAGCGUUCGACCUGGAUGACACUUUGAUUGUCCCGAACACCGGGAACAGAUGGCAUCGUACAGCAACGAGCUGGAGAUGGUGGGAUCCAUCAAUCCCUGGCCGAUUGAGGUCGCUCUACGACGAAGGGUACCUUGUUGUCAUUCUGAGCAAUCAAGGAAACAUCAGCUUGAAGGAUAAUCCAAAGACCCUUCAAAAAGACACGGCGAGCCUUGCCAACCUCAAAAACCAGGUCGGCGCCGUUCUCAGGCAACUCGACCUGCCUGUCAGCAUAUAUGCUGCCACGGGUCAGGACCAUUAUCGAAAACCUCGGACCGGUAUGUGGGACGAGAUGCUCGAAGACUACGACCUAAAAGCCGAGGGUGCUGUCGAUUAUGACAAGUCCUUCUAUGUUGGAGAUGCUGCCGGAAGAGCAAAGACCGACAAGAGACGAAAGGACCACUCAACCUCGGAUAGGGAUCUUGCUGCCAACAUUGGGAUCAAAUUCUACACCCCGGAAGAAUACUUCCUCGAUGCGCCCGCGGAAGCAUAUGAGCACGUGUUUGAACCAUCAAAACAUCUUCAAAGUCCGGGUCGAGAGCAACCGUCUGUGCCCGCCCCGUUUACCAAAACAAGUCCUCAAGAGCUGGUCAUUUUCUGCGGUUCACCAGGUGCAGGGAAGAGCACAUUCUAUUGGGACGUUCUGCAACCAUUAGGAUACGAGAGAGUAAAUCAAGACAUACUCAAAACGCGCGACAGAUGCAUCAAAAAGGCAAGAGAGUUGUUGAGUGCUGGAUAUUCCGUGGCCAUAGACAACACCAACGCAGACCCCGAGACCCGGUCGUACUGGAUCAAACUUGCGCGCGAAUUCAAUGUCCCUAUCCGAUGUGUCCACUUUACAGCCCCGACUCGGCUGGCCGAGCAUAACGAUGCCGUCAGAGCAUUGAAUCCAAACACGAUGAACCCGGAGAAAAGGACUCAGCUUCCCGGCAUCGCGUUCGCGUCAUUCAUCAAACGGUUUCAAGAACCUAGGUUGGACGAAGGAUUUCAGGAUAUUUACAAGGUCGAUUUCGAGUUCAAAGGCACAGAAGAGCAAAAGAAACUGUGGUCACGAUACUGGGUUUCGAAGUUUUCUACUUGA